AUGAUGGCGGCGCAGAUGAAGGCGUUUCUGGACGCGACGGGCGGGCUGUGGCGGGACCAGGCGCUGGCGGGGAAGCCCGCGGGCGUGUUCGUCGCCACGGGUACGCAGGGCGGAGGGCAGGAGACCACCGCGCUCACCGCCGUCACGCAGCUCGCGCACCACGGCAUGCUCUUCGUGCCCCUCGGUUACACCUUCGGCGCCGGCAUGCCUGGCGUUGACGAGGUCAGCGGUGGUAGCCCCUACGGAGCGGGCACCUUCGCCGGCGCCGAUGGAAGCAGGAAGCCCACUGAAGCGGAGCUCGCCAUCGCCAGACACCAGGGCACCUACUUCGCCGGCAUCGCCAAGAAGCUCAAGGCUGGAGCCGCGGCCCUCGCUGCCGAAGCCUCCUCAGCCUAA
Molecule: messenger RNA, 396 nt
Organism: Miscanthus lutarioriparius
Lineage: Eukaryota; Viridiplantae; Streptophyta; Magnoliopsida; Poales; Poaceae
Source: the annotation of a GenBank genome assembly